CACGGGCUUUUCGAACUAUCGCGAGACUUCCCUCCCCACUAUUUUCGUGACCACGUCAAGGGAACCCAGAAGUUAGAAAUCAUGGCGGAGCGCAGGAGACACAAGAAGCGAAUUCAGGAGGCCAGUGAACCGACCAAAGAUGAGAAGGCAGUGGCCAAGUACCUGCGCUUUAACUGCCCCGCCAAAUCCACCAACAUGAUGGGACACCGAGUGGAUUACUUCAUCGCUUCCAAAGCAGUUGACUGUCUGCUGGAUUCAAAGUGGGCCAAAGCAAAGAAGAGCGAGGAAGCUUUGUUCACAACCAGAGAGUCGGUGGUGGACUACUGCAACAGGCUCCUGAAGAAGCAGUUUUUCCACCGAGCUCUGAAAGUGAUGAAGAAGAAGCCAGAGAAAGAUGGAAAGAAAGAGAAAGAAAAAGAGAAAGAAAAGGAUAAGGCUAAGAGUGACAGUGGCAAAGAAGAGGAGAAAAAAAGCAAAAAGGACAAAGAUAAAAAGAAGGACUCUGAGGCUGCAGACGCAAAGAAGGAAAAAAAUGAUGACAGUCCAGGAUCUCCAAAGAAGAAGAAGGAUGUGAAAAAGAAAUUCAAGCUGGAACCUCAUGACGACCAACUGUUCUUGGAUGGCAACGAGGUUUACUUUUGGAUUUACGAUCCAGUCCACUUCAAAACCUUUGCCAUGGGCUUGAUUCUUGUGAUUGCCGUCAUCGCAGCCACUCUGUUCCCGCUGUGGCCCGCUGAGAUGAGAGUUGGUGUGUAUUACCUGAGCGUGGCCGCGGGAUGCUUCGUCGCCAGCAUACUUCUUUUGGCCGUUGCUCGUUGCAUCCUGUUCCUUUUCAUCUGGUUGGUGACCGGUGGACGUCAUCACUUCUGGUUCCUGCCAAACUUGACAGCUGACGUGGGAUUUAUCGACUCCUUCCGCCCCCUCUACACUCACGAAUACAAGGGUCCGCGCUCCAGCUCCAAGAAAUCCAGCAGUGAGAAAUCUGACACCAGAGGCGCAGAUUCAAGCAAAGCUCAGAAAUCAGAUAGCGAGGACAAAUCGGACAGCGAGAAGAAAGACGGCGAUGAGGAAGAGGACGAAGACGACAAUAAAGAAAUCGAGGCGAGUGAGGAAGCAGGGGCAGAACGUCAGUCGGACACGGACAGUGACCGGCGAGAGGAGGAAGGGUCACAGCACAGCAACGGCAACGACUUUGAAAUGAUCACCAGAGAAGAGCUGGAGCAGCAUACAGAGGAAGAGGAGGAGGAGGAAGAUGAUGAGGAAGAGCCAAGUGAGACAAAGCCCUUGACUGUUCAGACAUAAACGUUUUCCUCACGCCUCACACAUACUCCCAUGCUCCAUGUGGACCUGCUGACGUACUUCGGUCAUGUUCAGAAGAUGUUUCCCAUUUCUGUUCAGGCUGAGAUCUUCCUCUGAAAACAGACUUAAAGGUUAAACGAGAGCAGGAAACAGCUACGAUGACAAUGAAAAUAUUUCCCUCAAAAUGCUUCCCCCUCUAUGGAUGCAACAAGUCUCCCUGUUUCUCUGGUUUUCUUUUUCUUUCAUGUUAAAACUAUCUAAUGUCAAGGAUUUUGUUGUAUAAACAUGUCAGUAAUGUUAAGAAGGACUGGACUGGUCAAUUGUCACAGUGGUUUUUAACCCACAUAUAAAGGUUCACUUUCCAAUCUAGUGAGAAAAAAAUUCAAAUCUGAAAGUUUUUGAGAGCUGUGCACUUGUGACACGAUUAGCCUCAUACAUUUCUGCAAUCACGUGUAAGUUAAUAGACCUGGUUAAUGCGAACAGAGAAGUUAAUAAAUCAGAACAGUAUCUUUGAUCGAGGUAGGCAGUUAUUUAAAAUCAUAAUUGCAUUCAGAAGGGGAAACUAUAUCCACAUUUGUGCCAAAUAAUGCGGGAAAUUGAAUCUUUUUUUCAUAUGCAUUCAAUUUAUGACCAAAUUCCAGUCAAAUAGAUUUCAAACAUGUCGUGUCAUAGCUCACAUCCAUGCUUCUGGUUAUCUCAUCUGUUGUUCAAACUCUGAGGUUGACGAAUCGUGCUUCCUCAAGGGGCUGUGGUCCAAAAUAACCUGUUAGUAGCUAGUUUGUGUUUUAAUAGGGCCGAGGUCCAAUACUAUCCUUCCGUAGGGUUGCAUACUAUUGGCUAGAGUAUUAUUUUGCAUUAGCUGUUUCUUUGACUCAUACUGAGGAUACUAUUUAAGAGAUAAAAUACAAAUGUAUCAUUUAUAUAUGGAUUCUAUAAAUCUACCAGAGAUGUUCAUGCCAGGAGUUAAGGUUCAGCAUGAACUGUAAUCAAUUUUAUAAUGUCAGACAUGGAGGUUUUACUUUUUAAUGCAUUUUGUACAAAUACUAAAACCACCAAUAAUUGUUUUCAAUGCUUGUGAUGUCGGAAAGAUUGUUUCUGGACAAUUUAUUGGCGAGUUAAAACAUGAAUUCUGUUCAUCUGCAAUGCUUUGAUUUCUAGUGGGUGUCAAACGCGCACAAAAGGCAGCAAAGGUGUUUUGCUCUUUAAAAAAAAGCCUGUUAAAGCUUCCCUCAAAAUUCAUGGUCAUCUCAAGUUCAAAAGGAGCAGGGAAACCCCUCAUGCCCAAGUGAACUUCUCUCUUUCUUCUUAAAAUGCUAUGAAUCUUUAACCAUGUCUGUAAGUAGAUGAUCUUGCUGGUCACACUUAGUGUUCUUGUAGAAAUGCUAUGUAUGUCCUCAGUAUUCUUUGUCAUUGACUUUGAAGACCUGGAUAGGCUGGACAUGACACUAUGUGUGCAACUAAAGACAUUUGUAUUUUCUUUCUAUUGAACUUCACUCACCUUUGUUGUCCCAUUGUCUUUAUAAAGGAGAUAAAGAUGCUGAUAUGCCAGAUUAUUUUUUUCAAUUGGCUAGAUGUCUUUCGCUGUCUAUCAUAAUGUAGUGUUACAUCAUUUAUAAAACGAACUGAAAUCCCAUUAUCUUUUUUUAUGUGGUCAGCUUCAAUUUACUAAUUGUCCGUAUUUGGAUCAGUGUUGAGGACCGUCUUUUUGCAAUAUCUGGAAGAUAAUUUAAGUGUCUGUCAGAAAUUAUAUCUGUAUCCUUUUAUUGCAAUAAAAAUAUAGAACACAA
Messenger RNA from Carassius auratus (goldfish), 3086 nucleotides. Its product is annotated as translocation protein SEC62-like. The coding region runs from base 82 to 1302 and encodes 406 amino acids. NCBI's taxonomy places the organism in Eukaryota, Metazoa, Chordata, Actinopteri, Cypriniformes, Cyprinidae. Gene Ontology annotation, cellular component: endoplasmic reticulum; endoplasmic reticulum membrane. The record is from RefSeq and is a predicted model, not a curated record. Gene Ontology annotation, biological process: post-translational protein targeting to membrane, translocation. The transcript has 8 exons.